ACAAGAUUCAGGUCCAGUAACACCUAAAAGACCAACUAAAUUUCCAGGAUAUGACUUUUUGAUAAUCAGAGCUAGCAAUUGUUGGGGCAAGGGGGGGCGGGCAACAACAAACUGAGGCUUUUGACUCCUGCUUUAGACUUUCUGGAGCAUUUUGUCAUUCUGUGGGAAACAGAAUGCCAGACAAGAUGGAUAGAUGAAACUACUUUAUACAGAAUCAUCAGAACAUUGGUCUAUCAAGUUGCAAGAAUGCAAGUGAAUAUGAAUCAGCUUCAAUAAAAUGACUAUGACCAGCUUCCAGAUGACGUUCCUAUUUCUGCGACUAUUGCAGACAUCGAAGAGAAAAGAGGCUUCUCCAGUUACUAUAUGUUUGUGAUUGAGGUGAAGACAAAAGGAGGAGGAAGGUACAUGAUCUUUCGUCGUUACCGCCAGUUCUAUAACCUGCAUGGCAAGCUAGAAGAAAGGUACAGUGCGGGGAGCAAAAACAGCCUCUUUACAUGCACACUUCCCAUCCUGCCAGGGAAAGUUUAUGUUGGUGCAAAAAGAGAGAUUGCAGAAAGCCGGAUUACAAUACUCAAUACAUACAUGAAGAAACUACUUAGCCUGCCUGUUUGGUUUCUGAUGGAUGAAGAUGUUCGACUGUUUUUCUAUCAGUCACCUUUUGACAGUGAGCAGACACCUGUGGGGCUGAGAAGGCUUCGGCCACGCACUCGACGAGUAAAGAGCAUUUCUCCCCAAGAACCUGGCUUUGACAGAAUGGCAGCUCCAAGGGCUGAGGCACUGUUUGAUUUUACUGGGGCCAGUAAACUGGAACUAAGCUUCAAGAAAGGAGACUUGAUCUAUUUACUGAGCAAGGUCAACAAAGACUGGCUUGAGGGAACUGUCCAAGACGCCACUGGCAUUUUCCCACAUGCUUUUGUGGACAUAAUUAAAGACCUCCCAAAAGAAGAAGACACUAUCAAUUGGCUACGCUGCUAUUACCAUGAAGAUAAUCUCAGCUCCAUCAGGGACAUAUCGGUGGAUGAGGACUUGAGCAGCACCCCGCUGUUCCAAGACCUCAUGGAACUAAUGAGAAGAGAGUUUGGGCGUGAUGAUAUUGCCCUGAAUUAUCGGGAUGCAGAGGGUGACCUGAUCCGUUUAAUCUCUGACGAGGAUGUGAAACUCAUGGUGCUGCAGUGCCAGAAUAGGCCCAUCUUCCCAAAGCACAUCUUCCCGUGGAAACUGCACAUCACCUGGCAAGAUGACUACACGGUCUACAGCACCAGCCCAACACAAACAGUGAAAGGACCGUGAUCUUCAAUGGCUCGUUCUGCUUCAGUAUGAAGGGAAAGUCAUUCAACAGUCAGCAAUAAUGAUAAAUUUCUGAUGAUUUCUCCAUACUUUCCUAUAGCAUUUAGCAUGUAAGACAUAACUUAGUAGGUUUGACUUAUUUCUUGACUAGUUGGUGAAAAUACAUAAUACUUCAAGCUACUGAAAGAAUUUUCCAAGCUCUGUCAACCAUUUUUAGGUACCAGUGAGCUAGCAAUUAUAUUAUUAAUAACAAUUAUAUUAUUAAUAACAAAUUUAAAGGGAUUUUAUUUUAUUCAUGUAAAAAUGUUGACUAUUAAUUUCUUCAAGUGUCUCAGAAAUUUGUAUAUUGGUUAAUAAUAUGAGGCUCUUGAAAAAAUUAAUAUUUUUUUAAAAAAUCCUUUUAAAAUCUUUAGUUAUUCAUCUUGCAGCACAAUCUAAACAGUUACACCCUUCUAAGCACAUUUACUUCAAUGGAUUUAGAAGGGCAUAACUCAGUUUAGGAUUGUACUGUUAGUAAUGCAAAAAGCUACAUCUAAUAAUAAAAAAAUCCUCUUCCUAGGCACAACAUUGUAUACAUCAUUGGAUUACUCAGACUACAUUUAGGAGAAACUCAGAUUGGA
Molecule: messenger RNA, 1907 nt
Organism: Eublepharis macularius
Lineage: Eukaryota; Metazoa; Chordata; Lepidosauria; Squamata; Eublepharidae
Gene: NCF4
Product: neutrophil cytosolic factor 4
Exons: 11
Coding region: 364-1290 (308 amino acids)
Biological process (GO): phagocytosis; respiratory burst; superoxide anion generation
Cellular component (GO): NADPH oxidase complex
Molecular function (GO): protein binding; superoxide-generating NADPH oxidase activator activity; phosphatidylinositol binding
Source: RefSeq, a predicted model, not a curated record